Molecule: messenger RNA, 1814 nt
Organism: Effrenium voratum
Lineage: Eukaryota; Dinophyceae; Suessiales; Symbiodiniaceae
Source: the annotation of a GenBank genome assembly
GCGACCUCUUGGGCGCAGACUCUAAAUUGCCCCUGACCGCACGUGAGUUGACGGGUGCCAGCAAGCAUCCGAUGCUGCGGCCGCUGCGGCUGAUACCCUCGGGUGUGCAGGGCUAUCACCGCGAGAUUAUCGCCGCCUGCAAUGAUGCUUUCGCCUACUCGUCUACGAUGUCACUGCACAUCUUCCGCCUUAAGGACAACUCGCUGCAGAAGGUGAUUGCAGCGCACGAACGGCCGAUAACCUCAAUUUGCUGGUGUCCUGAGGACAGCCGGCUUCUGGCGUCUUGCUCUUUGGGGAUGCGCCUUACCAUUUGGGAUAUUGACAACGAGGAGGAGCGCGUCGCACUCAAGGUGGGCGAGGUGCCAGUGAUUAUGGACUGGGCAAGCUCCGGUGACAAGAUUGCGCUUGCAACUACUGCUGGCAGCAUCAUGCUCUGGGACUACAAGGCAAACAAGGCAAACAAGCUCUUCAGCGUACCGGAAAAGAGCGCAAAGGUGCUCAGAUGGCACCCGCGGAACGCGCAGAAGCUUUUGUGUGGCACGGACGACGGCUCCGUGACAGUGUACAACACGCAGCAGCAGAAAAAGGUGCUGAUCGUGGGGAAGUCGAAGACAUCGAAAGACGCUGUGACUGAUGCGCAGUGGGAUCCGCUGUCAGAUGACUACCUUCUGAUCUCGUUUGCGGACGGUUCGCUCACCCUGUUUGACGCCAGCAAGCUAACGGAGGUGCACAGCUUUGACAAGCAGGCGCAAGCCAUAAGGAGCAUUGCCUGGGCCAAAGCUCAGCCCGGCAACUUUGUCUCUGCCACCGACCGCGUCGGGAUCUUGAAGCUUUGGAACGUUUCACAGCGGGCGCCGAUGGGCCAGAUCAAGGUGGGCACCAGCGGUGUGCUUUGCGUCAAGGCUGUGCCGAGUGAGCCGAACUGGUUCAUUCUCUCGUUUAAGAAUAGCGCUGUGGGCGUGUGCGACAUCGCUUCCCGCACUAUGCGCUUUAUGACAUCACCAGGCCAUUCCGAGACGAUCUUCGACGUGGCCUUCCACCCAAAGGCAAAUCGCUAUGGCAGCUCAGCGUUGUGCUCCAGCUACUUUCCGUAUCGCUACGAAUCAAACAUGCUGACAGCGCCGGACAAGAAGGUGCUGCAGCUGCCCAUGCCGCCCGAGGUCUUGCCUGGCGACCAGAUCCAUCUGAUCAAGAACUCUGAAGACAACUGGGUCUUCAAGAACAUUGUCAGACCAGGACCUCCCCAGAAGAAAUCCGCGGAGGAUGUGGAGAAGGAUCUUAACGGCCCUGACGUUGUCAAGGUACGCUUAGAUACCACCAAGGGGCAGAUCGUGCUGAAGCUGGUGCCAAGCUGGUCCCCAAAUGGCGUGCGGCGAAUGCUGGAAUUGGUGGAUGAUGGCUUCUUUAAGGACCUGGCGAUCUACCGUGGUGUACCCAACUUCCUGAUUCAGUUUGGGAUUGCGAAUCCCAACCGCAAGAAGGCUUACACAAUGAUUCCAGAUGACGCCCUUGCUGGCGUGCCAUAUCUCGAAGGCACUGUUGGUUUUGCCGCCGCUGGGCCGAACACACGAACUCAGCAGCUUUGCCUUUUUCUGGGCGCUCAACCGGGAUUGGGCCAGAACUCAGUGGAGACGCCCAUCGGGCGUGCGAGCGCCGAGAGCCUGCCAGUGCUCCGGGCGCUGAAGCUUCUGGGCGACAUUCCCCAGUGCGGAGGCUCCGGGCCGGAUCCCACCAAGCUGGCAGACUUGGGCAAUGACUACAUCGCCAAGAGCUUUCCGGGCUGCGACUUCAUUACGGGCGCUGCACGUAUUUGA